UAGAGAAGAAAGAUGGUUUUCUUUCUUUGCUUUCUCUUGAUAUCUAUAUUCUUAACUUGUGGAAAAGCAGAUAUAAACACAUCAAGUCCUUUAUCAAGAGGACAAACUCUGAGCUCUCCUAACGGAGUUUAUGAACUAGGCUUCUUCAGUCCUAACAACACCCUGAAUCAGUAUGUUGGGAUCUGGUUCAAGAACAUCACUCCACAGGUCGUUGUGUGGGUAGCUAACAGAGACAAGCCCAUCACAAACACCGCGGCGAAUUUCACCAUCAGCAGCAACGGGAGCUUGAUCCUGCUUGAUGGAAAGCAAGAUGUUAUUUGGUCAACAGUAGAGGAUUUCACAUCCAAGAAGUUCCAUGCAGAGCUUCUAGACACCGGAAACCUUGUUGUCAUUGAUGAUGUUUCAGGAAAAACAUUAUGGCAGAGCUUCGGGAAUCUUGGUAAUACUAUGCUGCCUCAGUCAUCGAUAUCUUAUGAUAUUCCCGGAGGAAGGGACCGUGUGUUGACUUCUUGGAAAAGCAACAACGAUCCAUCCCCCGGGGAAUUCUCACUGGAGUUCACACCACAAGUCCCCCCACAAGGCCUUAUAAGAAGAGGCUCAAAGCCUUACUGGAGAAGUGGUCCAUGGGCGAAAACAAAAUUCUCUGGGAUACCUGGAAUCGAUGCAUCAUAUGUAAGUCCAUUCAGUGUUGUCCAAGAUGUAGAGAAAGGCACAGCAUCUUUCUCUUAUUCCCAGUUGAGAAACUAUAAACUAUCAUAUGUUACAUUAACAUCAGAAGGGAAAAUGAAGAUCCUCUGGAGUGAUGGGAAAAACUGGACGCUUCACUUUGCGGCUCCAGCAAGCUCAUGUGAUCUGUAUGGUGCUUGUGGGCCUUUUGGUUUGUGUUUGAGAACCAGUACUCCAAAGUGUGUAUGCAUGAAAGGAUUUUUACCAAAGUCAGAUGAGGAGUGGAAGCAAGGGAAUUGGACAAGUGGAUGUGUCAGACAUACACAACUAUCUUGUCAGGCGAAUUCUUCGACAAAAACUCAAGGCAAAGAUAAAGACAACUUCUAUCAUAUGAAGCAUGUAAAGACUCCGGAUAUGUACCAGUUUGCAAGCUUUCUCAAUGCAGAACAAUGUCACCAGGGUUGUCUAGACAACUGUUCUUGCACAGCUUUUGCCUAUAUAAGUGGAAUUGGAUGCUUAGUAUGGAACCGGGAGCUUGUAGACACGGUUCAGUUUUCGUCUGAUGGAGAGUCUCUUUCCCUUCGUCUUGCAAGUUCAGAAUUGGUUGGAAGCAGCCGAACAAUGAUUAUUGCUGGUGCUACUGCCAGCCUUUCCAUACUCACGAUCUUGGUCUUUUCCGGAUAUACGUUCUGGAGAUACAGAGCCAAACAAAAUGUUGCACCGAAUUUUAUGUUCAACAACACUUCACAAGAUGCACAGAAGAAUGAUUUGGAUUCACAAGAUGUCUCCGGCAUAAAUUUCUUUGACAUGCAUACCAUAAGAACUGCCACUAAUAACUUUAGUUUCUCAAACAAACUCGGUCAAGGUGGAUUUGGUCCAGUUUAUAAGGGAAAGCUGGUUGAUGGAAAGGAAAUAGCGGUUAAACGCCUCUCUAGCAGCUCCGGACAGGGAACAGAGGAGUUCAUGAAUGAGAUAACGCUGAUCUCAAAACUACAACAUAGGAACUUGGUUAGGCUUUUGGGAUGCUGCAUCAAAGGAGAAGAGAAGCUAUUGAUUUAUGAGUAUUUGGAGAACAAAAGCCUUGACGUCUUUCUAUUUGAUUCAACUCUAAAGUUUGAGAUUGAUUGGGCAAAGAGAUUUGAUAUCAUUCAAGGUAUUGCACGUGGACUUCUCUAUCUCCACCGUGACUCACGCCUUAGGGUCAUUCACCGAGACUUGAAGGUGAGCAAUAUUCUCCUGGACGAGAGAAUGAUCCCAAAAAUCUCAGAUUUUGGAUUGGCUCGCAUGUUUCAAGGAACUCAUUUCCAGGACAACACUCGUAGGGUUGUAGGAACUCUAGGAUAUAUGUCUCCUGAGUAUGCAUGGACAGGGGUUUUCUCUGAGAAGUCAGACAUCUAUGCAUUUGGAGUUCUCUUGCUAGAAAUCAUCAGUGGAGAAAAGAUCUCAAGGUUCAACCAUGGAGAAGAAGGAAAUAACCUCAUUGCAUAUGCAUGGGAAUGUUGGUGUGAGACCAAAGGAGUUGAUUUUCUGGACCAAGAUCUUGCUGAUUCUUCUUUCCCAUUACAAGUUUCGAGAUGUGUUCAGAUUGGUCUAAUUUGUGUUCAACACCAACCUGUGGAGAGGCCCAACACAGUUGAGUUAGUGUCUAUGCUCACUUCAACAUUAGUUCUUCCCUCACCAAAACAACCCAUAUUUGCAUUGCAUAGUAGAGAUGAAGAACCCACAUCUAACGAUGUGAUCACGGACAAUGGGUUGACACAAUCUGUGGUCCAAGGCCGCUAAUAAAUGAAUGCAUCAUCAAAAUCUAUGGAACUGAAAGUUUGCGGAUUGCUGUUUUCCUCUAAAUAAAAUUUGCUCAGCUUGUUCAUUGUUUCUUUUUUUCAGCACUUUUCAAAUAAAUAAAGUUAAAACGGUUUUCUUUCCUUUUGUAUUGGUGUUUUGUAAUUGAUAAAGAGUUUGUACUAUUUCGUCUUGUCUUGUUUCUCUUGGAUUCCGCACGAUACAAGAUG
Molecule: messenger RNA, 2675 nt
Organism: Raphanus sativus (radish)
Lineage: Eukaryota; Viridiplantae; Streptophyta; Magnoliopsida; Brassicales; Brassicaceae
Product: G-type lectin S-receptor-like serine/threonine-protein kinase At1g61390
Exons: 7
Coding region: 13-2448 (811 amino acids)
Biological process (GO): protein phosphorylation; recognition of pollen
Molecular function (GO): ATP binding; protein serine/threonine kinase activity
Source: RefSeq, a predicted model, not a curated record